Molecule: messenger RNA, 873 nt
Organism: Ambispora leptoticha
Lineage: Eukaryota; Fungi; Glomeromycota; Glomeromycetes; Archaeosporales; Ambisporaceae
Source: the annotation of a GenBank genome assembly
AUGGAAUUUACCAGCAAGGAACAAAAUCCACCCGAAACGCUUCAAAGUCUCCUCAAAUAUGAGCACAAGCCUGGUCAGGCACAAAGGUUUCUCGCUCGCAUGGGAAAGAAUUUCAGAUGGCCCUCCUCCAUGCCAGAAUAUCUCAGAAGACAUUCCUUCAGAAUAAUUGCUGACAUUGAGUUCGAAUUUGAUGACGAAGUCGGGUUUAACUUCAUAUUUUUCUACAACGCACUCGAUAGAGGUGAAUUUACGGGACAUGAAAACGAGUGGGUGACGGUACACAACCAGAAGGUAGUAGAGUAUGGAAAGGAGUAUAGCGAUGAUCAAUUGGACUACGUUCUCGAAACUAUGCCUGGUGCCAUCCAACACCCGGUUGAUCAGACACAUCUGCCACUACGUAGUAAGCCGGCGAAGAUGAUGAUUUCUCAGCGCGCUAAUAGUGGAGAUGAUUACAAGAUCAGGAUUCGCAUCAGAAGACCCAAUGAAAUUAAUUUGAUCGCUAUUUUUUCAUAUGAUUUUUAUGAUACCAUGAAUAACAACAAAAAAUAUACAUGCGUGGUCGAUACAGGGGCUCCGGAAUCCAUCUUGCCAUUUCAUGUUAAAAGGAUACUUGGGAGGCAGGAAUGGAGUACAAACCUAAGAAGAGCUGGGGGUUAUGGAGCACCCGCGGAACAAGUUUGUGCGUCUAGGAUGUUUGAGGUUCAAGCCAAAAUUUUACUCUGGGAAAAUGAUCCUGGUAAUCAAGUUGAAUAUGCCCUUGGUAAUGAUGUUACGGACAAAUUAGCAUAUGUUCAUGAACCAGGGAAUUCGUUAAAGUUUUUAGAUAUUGGAGAUGAGAUCAAACUCACUACAUUUUUGAAUACCUGUCAUUAA